AAAAAAACUCCACCACCUCCUUCACACCAUCACCUCAUCCUCCACCUAUAACUCAUGCCCCCCGUCUGAUCCAACUGCAACUCCUCCUCUCCGUUUCCACCUCCUUCUCCUCUUCUAUCUUUCUCUCUCUCUAUAUUUUUUUCCUCGUCUAUCUACUUGCUCUUGGCUAUUUGCUUGUUUUUGCUCUUCUGGUUUCGUUUUUAAUGGCUGUGGAAGCGUCGCUUCCCCUGUCUUGCAACGGGGUUGUGGAGUGGAUGGAAGGAGGAUUGUUGCCUUCUGAGUUCUGUCAGCCUUACCAGCAGCAACAGCAGCAGCAGAUGAUGAUGGGUUGGAUUCCUUCUCAUCCCCCAUCGAUGACGGUUGCUUUGCCUUCCUAUUCCCUUGCCAAUCGCCAUCUUUCCAUGGAUGAAUCCUUGACCAACCUGUUGGAGAAACAGAGGGACGAGAUCGAUCAGUACCUUCUCCUCCAGCAGAGCAACCGGCUGAGAGCGGCGCUCCAUCUUCAGAGGAAGCAGCACACGGCCUCGCUUCUCCGGCGCCUCGAGUCAAAGACCUCCUUCCUUCUAAUCCAGAAAGAAAGCGAAUUGGCUAGAGCGCGGAAGCGAACAGUGGAACUAGAAGCAUGUUUAAAGAGAGCAGAGGAGGAGAGGGAAACGUGGCAGAGGAUCGCUAAAGAGAAGGAGGCCAUCGCCGUGGGUCUGAACCACGCUCUGGAGCAAGUCUGCCAGCCCUGCUUCUCCUCCACCGGCGGCUCCUCGCCGGAGGUGGAGGCCGCCACCGCCUCUUGCUCUGGCCAUCCAUUGGCGAUGGAGGAACCGAGGGCGGUGAUGGGGAUGGGGCUGUGCAAGGCCUGCGGGUCUCGAGAAUCGCGCGUGCUGCUGCUUCCCUGCAGGCACCUCUCCGCGUGCGACCGCUGCGAGGCUUUCCUCGAUGCCUGCCCCCUCUGUGGUUCCAUAAAGGCAGGCAGCGUUGAGGUCUUCUUAGACUGAGGAAAGACGUAGAAACAGAGAAGAACAGAAGGAUAGAGAGAGAGAGAGAGAGAGAGACAGGGUGGAAGAAGAAAACGACAGGAGUUUAGAUUAAACGAUGACGCCAUUUUGAUGACAUUAAUUUCUUGCUUUCUGUUACUGGUUUCUUCCUUUUGGGGGACUCCACUCUUUGCAUGAAUUAGGAUUGAAGGAAAGACGAGUGAAUCAACCUCAGUUUCUUUCCAUGUUAAUUCUGAAUCCUUAUUCAAUUC
Molecule: messenger RNA, 1240 nt
Organism: Elaeis guineensis (African oil palm)
Lineage: Eukaryota; Viridiplantae; Streptophyta; Magnoliopsida; Arecales; Arecaceae
Source: RefSeq, a predicted model, not a curated record